AUGACACUGUCCAUCAAGUCCCAGUUUCAUUCGCAGCUAUCCAAACCGCAACGAAGACAGACAAGGCUUAAGUUCAUCCGUGAUGGCUGGCCAACCGAUCCACAGUCAAUCACAAAUCCAGACGUGCAUUCCUACUUGAGCAGACGAGACUCCCUCACCCAUGUCGACGGGUGUAUUUUGUUCCGCGACAGAGUAGUCGUUCCGAGCAAAUUUCGACAACAGAUCCUGAAUCAGUUUCAUCGCGGACACCCUGGUAUGGUUCGCAUGAAGUCGAUUGCACGCAGUUUUGUCUAUUGGCCAGGAAUAGAUAAGGACAUCGAGGAUUUUAUCCGGCGGUGCACUCCAUGCUGCAUAGCUGGGAAAACACCUACCAAAUCAACGCCCGAAUCUUGGCCCAUGCCCGACAAGCCGUGGUCACGUAUACACGUGGACUAUGCAGGACCUGUGGACAGAUUGUACUUCCUGGUGAUUGUGGAUCCUUACACCAAAUGGCCGGAAGUGUACGCAACAAGAACCACAACGACGAAAACAACAACGAAGCUUCUUUCCCAGUCGUUCUCAACAUUCGGUGUUCCGGAAACCAUCGUCUGGGAUAACGGUACCCAAUUCACUAGCCACGAGUUCCAGGUUUUCUGUGAAAAGCAAGGUAUCCGCCACAUCCGAACAGCACCGUACCAUCCUCAAUCCAACGGGUUAGCUGAACGUUUCGUGGACACGCUGAAACGCACGCUCCGGAAAAUUCGCUCCGGGGGAGAAACACUGGAGGAAGCACUGCUGAUUUUUCUCCAAGUUUACCGAACAACACCAACAGCAGAUCUCGGUAACAAAUCUCCAGCAGAAAUAAUGUUCGGUAGGUCAAUCCGAACAGUUUCGUCGAUUCUUCUACCAACCACUCAAUGCAUUCCAGCAACGCAGACUGAACAGCAAACCGUCAAGAAUGGUGCAGUCUCAAGGCAGUUCGCUCCUGGUGAUUCGGUGUACGUCCAGGUUCAUCAAGGUAAUGCAUGGCAGUGGCAGGCCGCCACGGUCAUCGAACGAAUUGGAAGAGUCAACUACAACGUUUUCCUGCAAGAUCGUCAACGACUCAUCCGCUCACACAUCAAUCAACUGAAGCAUCGUGCGACCAAGACUGUUCCCGAUCCAGGUGCAAACCAAGACCCGAGUCCAUUAUCAGGGUUUGUCGACGGAUUUGGUCUUGAGGUGCCAACUCAAGCCGUUCCAGCAGUAAUACCGCAUCCACCACCCAACGGAGCCGUGGACUCUGACGGUUCAGAGUAUUAUUCGGAUGGAAGCAGCGAAAACGACGGUCCGCCUCAGCCAGAUCCAGUGCCAGUUCCGGUUGCAACUCCUGCGAGGGAACGACGACAAACCAGGUUGCCAUCUAGGUUCGAGCCGUACUGGAUGGCUUAA
Messenger RNA from Uranotaenia lowii, 1410 nucleotides. RefSeq lists its product as uncharacterized. NCBI's taxonomy places the organism in Eukaryota, Metazoa, Arthropoda, Insecta, Diptera, Culicidae. The transcript has a single exon. Bases 1 to 1410 code for a protein of 469 amino acids. Gene Ontology annotation, molecular function: nucleic acid binding. The record is from RefSeq and is a predicted model, not a curated record. Gene Ontology annotation, biological process: DNA integration.